Zalophus californianus (California sea lion) is the source of this 6413-nucleotide messenger RNA. It is a transcript of the gene CCM2L, whose product is annotated as CCM2 like scaffold protein. Bases 65 to 1873 code for a protein of 602 amino acids. The record is from RefSeq and is a predicted model, not a curated record. Gene Ontology annotation, biological process: heart morphogenesis. NCBI's taxonomy places the organism in Eukaryota, Metazoa, Chordata, Mammalia, Carnivora, Otariidae. The transcript has 9 exons.
CGUGGCGGGGAGAGGGUGGAGGAGAUGGUCAGAAGGGUGGCAAGAGUGGAGGAGACGCUUCACCAUGGAAUAUGAAGUCAAGAAAGGGAAAAAGGGCUUUGUAUCCCCCAUCCGGAGGCUGGUGUUCCCCAAGGCUGGGCGCCGAGCUGCCUUUCGGACCAGUGUGAGUCGCCGGCCCCUGCACUCGAUGCCCCUUUUCCCCCCUGACUACCUCAUCGACCCUCAGAUUCUGCUGUGUGACUAUCUGGAGAAAGAGGUCAAGUUCCUGGGCCACCUCACCUGGGUUACCUCCUCACUGAACCCCUCCAGCCGCGACGAGCUCCUGCAGCUGCUGGACACGGCCAGGGUGAGGCCCUGGGGAGGGUUAGGGCUGGGUCUUUUCCUCUUCUUCCUCCCCCACCCGAGCCCCUCGGGGACCCAAGAGAUCCGACUCCCCCGGCAGCAGUUGAAGGAGCUGCCGCUGAAGACCACAGCGGAGCAGGACAGCAUCCUGAGCCUGUCGGCCCGCUGCCUGCUGCUCACCUGGCGCGACAAUGAGGAGCUAAUCUUGCGUAUCCCCACGCACGAGAUCGCCGCCGCCUCCUACCUGCAGGACGACGCGCUGCACCUGCUGGUGCUUAAGACCGGUCUGGGCGUGGACCCGGUGCCAGCCGGCGUAGACGCCAGCCCCGGCGGCGCAGGGCGCGACCCGGGCCCGCCGGGCGCUGCGCCCGAGAAGCGGCGGGGGGGCACCACGGAGCGGCGCCACACCAUCUGCAGCCUGGACUGGCGGAUGGCGUGGGGCGGGGGCGCGGGCGCAGAUGCCCGGGCCGGGGGCAGCGGCGGCGGCAGCCUGGAGCGCCAGCGCGCCGGGGCGCGGGCGUCGGGCAGCUGGGAGAGGCGGCAGACGUUCAGCGGCAGCUGGGAGCGGAGGCACACCGGCGGCGGCGGCGGCGGCGCGGGCAAGCCGGGCGGCAGCUGGGAGCGGAGGCAGGCGGGCGGCGGCGGCGGCGGAAGCUGGGAGCGGCGCCACCCGGGCUCCAACCCGCUCGACCCGCAGGACCCCAGCCCCGACGCCUACUGCAAUCUUGUCAUCCUGGCUGUGGCCAACAGGGAUGCUGCCGAGGAGUCCUGUGCUCUCAUCUGUCAGGUCUUCCAGAUCAUCUACGGGGACCAGAGCAUUGAGUGCGUGGACCGGGCCGGCUACCACUACACGUCCACACCCGAGCGGCCGUGGCUCUGCAGCCGCAGUGAGAGCUGCCGCACGGAUGGGACUUACGCCUACGAUGCCGAUUUCAGCUGCUGCAGCUCCUUCAAUGGCUCCCAGGAUACAUUUGAAGCGUGUUAUAGUGGCACAUCCACACCCUCCUUCCAUGGCUCCCACUGCAGCGGCAGUGACCACAGCGGCCUGGGCCUCGAGCAGUUGCAAGAUUACAUGGUCACGUUGCGGAGUAAACUGGGGCCCCCUGAGAUCCAGCAGUUUGCGGUGCUGCUGCGGGAGUACCGGCUGGGGCUGCCCAUCCAGGACUACUGCGCAGGUCUGCUGAAGCUCUAUGGAGACCGGCGCAAGUUCCUCCUCCUUGGGAUGCGGCCCUUCAUCCCGGACCAGGACAUCGGCUACUUCGAGGGCUUCCUGGAGGGGGUGGGCAUCCGCGAGGGCGGCAUCCUCACCGACAGCUUCGGGCGCAUCAAGCGCAGCAUGAGCUCCACGUCGGCGUCGGCGGUGCGCAGCUACGACGGCGCGGCCCAGCGGCCCGAGGCGCAGGCCUUCCACCGGCUGCUGGCCGACAUCACGCACGACAUCGAGGCACUGGCCCCCGACGACGAAAGCACAGACGAGGAGGCCCGGGACUCCCCCAGCGGGGGCGACGCGGCUGAGGACAACUACCUGUAGCCAGAGCCCAUGCGGACGGUGGGGACACACCUGCACUCCCGCCUGUGGGAUCCCGGGCCCUGGGACCCCCCUCGCACCGGACGCGGGGCCUCCACUCCCUGGGGUGUCCGUCCCUGCCCUCGGGGCUCCAGUCCCUGCAAUACCGAGAAUGUCCUGCAGGGGGCGGGACCCUAAAGUCCUGGGCAGUCGCCUGGGGCUCAGCAGGCCCUUCUGCCAGACCCGGUUGGGCAGCGCCCUGCUUUGUCCCACUCACCCCAGGCGCGGCCCCGGGACAACUCCUCUUUCCCGCGACUCCCACAGCUUUCUGGAGGCCAAGGGAGGGAUGGCGGGUGGGCUCCACCUGCUGGCCGACUGAGAAAAGAAUUCCCAGAGCCCACAGAGCUGUUCCUCCUGUUUUACACUUUGAGAAACUGAGGUUCAAAGAAGGGGAAGAAACUUGAGGGAAUCUCCUAUUUCUCCUUAGAUAUUACCUCAAACUAACCACACUAAAUAGCGUCAAGGGUCUUUUUAGGGCUCAAAAUGGCAGGGUCGCCCCUUCCCUGAUGGCAGGAAUUGGAUCAUCAGUGUGAAAUGGAGGUUUUUCUCCACUGGCACUUAAGUCAGAAAUAGGUGAUCGGGGUCCCGGUCCUGGCCCUAGGACUCUGAACAAGUUGCUUGUUCAGGUCUUGGAUUUGGAGCCAGACAGACCUAGGGCUCCUGUCCGGUUAGUGUUUCUCACCCCUUGGUGAUUUUCAUUCCCUAAUCUGUUGAUGAGGUGGGCCCCUCCCACCUCACAGGGUGGUUCUGGGGACUAACAGAAGUCAGGACCUUAGUGCUGGGUCCAGCACAUGAUAGGCACCCAAUAAAAGCUGUUCCCUUCCACAUCCCCACCACUUUCAGAUUUGGUCUGCGUGUCUUGCCUGGGAGCAGCGGGGUGGGAACUGAGGUGGGGGGUGGGCUGUACGAAGACCCUCAGGGAAGUUUGUGAAGAGGAAAUAGGACUUGCUCCUCACAGCUCUAUGACACCUGGCCCUGGGUUCAAGCCCCAAAUGAAAAGUCCCCAAGACUUCACAGGCUGCCAUCAUGGGAGUCCGUGGUCGUUAAAGAAACCUGAUGGCAGGGUUGGAGAGGUAGAGAAGUCAGCGUAAGGACAUUCAACACGGCCUGAGUGAAGGCUUGGAGGCUAAAAGGGAUGAGUCCUGAGAGAAUGUCAGAGACUUACACAGAAUUGCUAAAAUUCAUUUGCAAACCUUUACAGAGCCUUCCAUGUUGAGACCGUGAGGUAGGUACAAUUAUCACCAAUUUUAAAGUAAUAUUAUUAGGGCUUCAGGUCCAGAGUUCCAUGAUUUAUACCCAGUUUGUAGCAAAUGGCCAUCCUGUCGUAAUUAGUCCUUCAAGGCCCUCUGAUGUUUUCUUUGGUUUAUUUCCCCCCUCUAGCCACACAUUCCCCACACUCCUUCCCCUCCCCACUGUGCGCACCCACCCUACGUGUUGAUAUAUGACCCUGUGUCCACCCACCCUACGUGUUGCUAUGUGGCCCUGAACAUAAAACGCACAAUGCUUCGUGUGUGCAUUUACCCUACAUGAAUGGUGUUGUGUAAAGAUCUCAUUCUGUUUCUUUCUUUUUUCACUCCAUCGUAUGAUUUUUAAGAUAAUCCAUGUUGCUGUGGGAAAAUCUAGCUUAUCACAUCAAAUUGCUGCAAAGCAUUCCAAGCUGUACAUCUGUGGUGUUAUUUAUCCACCCCCACCCCAGGGCUGGACACCCAGGUGGCUUCCAACUUUCUCUCACUGCAAACAAUACUGUGAUGAACAUCUUUGAACAUGACCCUAUGGGCCUAUGUGAAAAUGUCUUUGGACCCUAUACCCAAGUGGAAUUAGUAGAUCACAUAUGUGUUUUAAAUGUCACUAAAUUCUAUUAGUGGUAUGUGAAAGACACUUGUCUCCCCACAUUUUCAUUCGCUUUUACAUUAUCUGACUGUAAUUUUUACCUAUAGUUUGGAGGUAAGGUGGCAUCUCAUUGUUUGAAUUUCUCUGAUAAUAUGAGAUUCAGAAUCUUCUACACUUGUCAGGCAUUUGGGCUUCCCCUUCAGUGAACUGCCCAUUCAUUUCUUGGGCCCAUUAUCUAUUGGGUUUCCUGUCUUUUUCUUGUCAAUUUGCAGAAGUAGCUUGUAAAUUUUAGGUAUUAAUGCUUUGUUGGAUGUUGAUGUUCCCAAUAUCAUCUCCUAAUAUGUUGCUCAUGUCGGGUUUGUCUGGGGUAGUGGUUCUCAAACUUUACCAUGCACCAGAAUCUUCUGUAAGGCUUGUUAAAACACAGAUCGCUGAGCCCCACCCCAGAGUUUCUGACUCAGUAGAGCAGGGCUGGGGCCCGAGAUUCUGCAUUUCUAACAAGUACUCAGGUGAUGUUGGUGGUCCAGGGAGCACACUUUGCAAACCACUGGCCCAUUGCGCCUUCCUUUGAACAAAUUUGUUCCAUUGAACAAAUCCUUAAUUUUGAUGUUUUCAAUUUAUUUAUCUUCAUUUUACAGAUGAGGGAACUGGAGCUUGAGAUGACGUGAAUGCCCCAAGGUCACACAGUAAGCUGGGAUUUGGACCCAUAUCUGGCCAACUCCAGAGCCCAUAGUCCUAACUGCUCGACUAUCCUGUCCACCAGCUUUUGGGGUGUAGUGACCACAGGCCGAGGCAUUUGUCCUGAGACUCUGGGGGACUUUAAUAAGUUCCUGCAUAAGGGAGACACCGAGGGAGAAGCGCAGUGACAGGGCCGCUGAGAGUCACUGGGACAGUUCUUACCCCAUAGUUCAAGGGAUGGAGCAAUUUCCCUCACACCCCGAGGAAGUCCCUACCCAUCCCGGAACUACCCUCUUACCAAAGCCACGUAACCCCUUGGUAGCUGAGGUCCAAAGGGGCAGUCCAGGCUCCGAGCAUGAGAACUCUGGCCACACUUCCUACUGUAGCAUCCAGAGACCCUUCCAGGAUCACUUCCCAUUAUGGUUUCAUUCCUGGCACUGCAAGAGGGGGAAAACCUCGGGUGGUGGGACAGCUGCUUCCCAAAGACCUCUAGGGGUGGUGUAAGGAUGGGACUUCCCUUCCAGCUAGAUCUCCUGGGGACAGUUUUGAUCCAUGAACAAGUGGCGACGUUGGUGAAAUUGUCUCCAGCUGCCCCUUCCAGUGUGACUCCUUUCGUUUUGGGGUCCUGCAACUUCCUACUCCCUCCCAGCUUCCCCCCGCCCCAAGACUCCUAGCAGACCUUCACAGCGGCAUGUUGGAGAGGAGUCCUCGGGCCACCGUCCUUUUGUCACCAAAUGUUUAGAGCGCAUGCACUAAGAGCAUGCACUAGAGGCAUUGUGCUAGACAAGAGGGAGAUAUAGAACAAUUCCUCUCCCAGGAGGGGCUCACGGCUUGAUGGGGGAGACAGGUCCCCAAAUGAUUACAGCAUAAAGUUCUCAAUUGUGAAAUCGAAGAGUGAGCAACUAGCUCCUCCUGGGGAAAACAGAAAAGGCUUUGCAGGGUGGGGGGCGGGUGACUUACAAGCAAGACUCUGAAGGAUGAGCAAGACUUUGGGCAGGUAGAGGAAGGUAGACAGGAGAGCCCUCCAGGUGGGGCCACCAUGAGCAAAGGGCAAGGAGCUCAAAGGAGCAUGGCACACCCCAAAACUGAUAACCAGUUAGCUCUACUGCAGUGGUUAGGUACCACAGCCCUGGGGGUCAGACUGAGUGCGUUUUGAAUCCCAAUUCUAUCAUCUGCUAGUUGGGUGACCUUGGAUAAGCUCCUAAAUGUCUCUGGUCUUGGUUUCCUCAUCUAUAAAAUGAGGAUAAUAAUAGCAUCACCCUCAUAGAGCUCAUAGUUUAUUGCAAGACUUCAGCAAGAUCCAUGUAAGAGGACAUACAGUAAGUGCUCAAUAAAUGUGACCAUAACUAUUGCUGGGCACAUGGGGUGUGGAGGGUGAGGAGCAGGACUUAUAGGAGAGAAAAGCAGAGGAAUGGGCAGAUUAGAAGGCCCUCGAAGUGCAGGUAAAGGGGAGUGACCAAAAGGGCUUGCAUUUUACUGAAGGAGAGGAGGGCUGACUGGACGGCCGAGGAGAGCCUGGGCCCUGGGAGCUGGGGCAGGACCUGAUGACCGAGGCUGAGACCUGACUCAGAUGGAGGAAGGAGGAGAGAGCACGUUCAGAGGGGGGCAGGAGUAAGAGGGUCCCCUCCCCACUCAGAAACGGUGCCUCUCACAUCCUUUGAUUAGAUUCCUUCUUUCCUUCCUUCCUUCCUUCCUUUCUUCCUUCCUUCCUUCCUUCCUUCCUUCCUUCCUUCCUUCCUUCCUUCCUUCCUUCCUUCCUUCCUUCCAUAACUGUUUAGCACUUAAACCAUGGCCUCAUGGUGUUUACAUUCUAGAAAGUUUAUAUUUCUAUUAAGUAAUGUUGCUUGGUAUUUCCGGAUGCAGUCACCACCCAUUCAGGCUUAAAUGAUCAGAAAUUGGUAGCCCUAUUGGUGUGUCCUCCCAUUUCUUGUCUAUCCUCAGACAUUUCAGAUGAAGGGCAAAUGGUCUUAGAGCCAGGCCAGCCUGUCUGGCCCAC